UGCAGCUCGGGCUCCGGCGCAGCUCGUGUGGCGCACGCGGCUCAUCCCCUCCCGGCCGCCGGGGAGCGCGUCUCUGAAAGCCCGAUUACAGCGCACAGGAGACCGGAGGGGGCUCCAGGCCGAGCAGCAUGUCAGGCCCCGGGCUGGAGGGGGAGAAGCGGGCGGCGGACAGCGGGCUGCUUGUGGAGUUGCUGGGAGAGAAGCUGGUGACGGCCGAGAGGGAGGAAGUGGAUGUGCAGUCCCUGGGCUCCCGGGUCUCCUUGGUGGGGCUUCUGUUCGCCUGCGGGCUGAGCGCUCCCUGUCAGCAGGAGCUGCCCGGCCUCAGCGAAUUCUACCGCAAGACCAGGGACCGCCUUGAGAUCGUCUUCAUCUCCUCGGACCCGGACCAGAAGAAGUGGCAGCUCUUCCUCAAGGAUAUGCCAUGGCUGGCACUGCCCUACCAGGAGAAGCACAAGAAGCUGAAGCUGUGGAAUAAAUACCGCAUUUCCAACAUUCCAUCACUGAUCUUUAUUGAGGCUUCCACAGGGAAGACUGUAUGCAGGAAUGGUCUCCUGUUAAUAAAAGAUGACCCAGAAGGUAUGGAGUUCCCAUGGGGUCCAAAACCUUUCUGUGAAGUUAUUGCAGGACCUUUGCUCCGGAACAAUGGCCAGACACAAGACAGCAGUACCUUGGAAGGAUCAUAUGUUGGCAUCUAUUUUUCUGCACACUGGUGUCCUCCGUGCCGCAGUCUGACCAGGGUUUUGAUAGAAACCUAUCGGAAGAUCAAGGAGUCUGGGCAAAAGUUUGAAAUUGUAUUAGUGAGUGCUGACAGGUCUGAAGAAUCUUUUAAACAGUAUUUCAGUGAGAUGCCGUGGCUGGCUGUACCCUACAGUGAUGAGGCAAGGAGGUCAAGACUUAACCGACUGUAUGGAAUACAAGGUAUCCCAAACCUCAUCAUCUUGGACCCCAAGGGAGAGGUCAUCACACGACAAGGAAGAGUGGAAGUAUUGCAUGAUGUUGAUUGCAAAGAGUUUCCUUGGCACCCAAAGCCUGUUGUGGAGCUCACGGACCUAAAUGCUGUGCAGCUGAAUGAAGGCCCAUGCCUUGUCCUGUUUGUAGAUUCUGAAGAUGAUGGUGAGUCAGAAGCAGCAAAACAGCUUAUCCAACCCAUAGCGGAGAAAAUUAUAGCACAAUAUAAAGCCAAAGAAGAGGAAUCACCACUACUGUUCUUUGUUGCAGGAGAGGACGAUAUGACAGACUACCUGAGGGACUUCACCAACCUCCCUGAAGCAGCUCCUCUCCUGACAAUAUUGGACAUGUCUGCCAGGGCAAAGUAUGUGAUGGAUGUGGAAGAAAUAACUCCAGAAAUUGUGGACAGCUUUGUGAGCGACUUCCUAGCAGAAAAACUUAAGCCAGAGCCUAUCUAAGAAGAUACUGCUACGAUAUUCAUAUCAUGCAAAAAAAGAAAUCGUUAUUUAAAACCACCAUUGCUUCUUUUCCUCUUGCCACACAUAAUGGAUUUUUUAAUAGUUUCACAGUUUGGAACGCCUUGUCAUGGUGCCUUUUGUGUGUGUUUUGUUUUUUUUUGUUUUUAAAGACUACAGACCUUUCCUAUGGACCCACAUCUCUUGCCAGAAGCUGAUUUCACGAUCAAUCCCAGGGCAAGACUUGUACAUGUACUCUUUUCAAACUGGUAGACCUGAACACCCAGACCCAACGAGCUUUCCUACUAAUAAACUACCCAUUUCAGGUUUUGAUAUUCUGCUCUGUUUGGCAGCCUCAGGAGUGAGAAUGUGUUUGUUACACUUUGCAGUAAAUACAUUUUUCUAGGCUAUGUUUUAUUGAGCUUCAGCCACUGACCGUUGUAUCAAAGAAAAGAAAUCCCACUAGCUACAUAGCAUAUAUAAAACAAGUACACGGUGGUUUUGGCCAUAGUGACUGCUAUAUCCAAGUGCUACUUGUGGUAAUGCGUACAUAAAUUAUUCUUUUGUUACGUAUCUAUGCUUUCGCACAUUUAGUACAGGGUUACAUGAACAUCACAAACCUAUGUCUUGUCGUCAUAUUUCCUGUAACAUAGAGCAUAGUCACUGUGCUGAAAAAUAAUGUAUUUGCUAUGAAGGACUAUGAAUGUAUAUUUGCAGGGUUCAUUAAAAAUUAGUCACCAUUCAGAAUUUUCAUAUAA
This is a messenger RNA of Spea bombifrons (plains spadefoot toad), 2161 nucleotides long. It is a transcript of the gene NXN, whose product is annotated as nucleoredoxin. Lineage: Eukaryota; Metazoa; Chordata; Amphibia; Anura; Pelobatidae. Bases 129 to 1406 code for a protein of 425 amino acids. Gene Ontology annotation, molecular function: thioredoxin-disulfide reductase (NADPH) activity. The transcript is spliced from 8 exons. The record is from RefSeq and is a predicted model, not a curated record.